UCGGUAGGGAAGGUUUGGCACAAUCACACUGGGCUGUUGGUGAGAGAGAGGAUCGAGUCUGUGGGACAUGUGAGUUAGUGUGAGUGCGUGUGAGAGCUCGUGAAGGUGUGUUUGUACGAGGUGCCAGUGCUGACGGCUGGCGCUGAACUGUGGAUAUACGGAUUGGGCUUAAAAUGAAGGCUCUGCUUGGGCUCCUGUGGUGCUGCUGGCUCCUAACUCUCACAGUGGCAUCCGAGGCUGAACGCAUGCUACUGGAGGAUUUGUUUCAGGAUUACAACCUGAAGGUGCGUCCAGCGCGUAGCUGGAAUGAGCGAGUGAUGGUCCGAGUGGGAAUGACUUUAGUGCAGCUCAUCAGCUUGAACGAGAAGAAUGAAGAGAUGACAACAAACGUGUUCAUGAAUAUGGAAUGGACAGAUUACAGAUUAUCUUGGAAUCCCGUGGACUAUGAAAAUAUUGAUGUUGUGCGAAUUCCUCCCUUAAAAGUGUGGCGUCCAGACAUCUACCUAAUCAACAAUAAUGAUGGUCAGUUUGACGUUGCCCUCUAUGUAAACGUGCUAGUGAGAAGCGAUGGGACCGUCUCCUGGUAUCCACCAGCCAUCUACCGCAGCUCCUGUUCCAUAGAGGUGGCGUACUUUCCAUUUGACUGGCAGAACUGCACAAUGGUGUUUCGUUCCUACACGUACGAUUCCUCAGAAGUGGACCUUCAGUACGGUCUCGAUGAAGAUGGCAACGAGCUCCACGAGAUAGUGAUUGAUGAGAAUGCAUUCACUGAGAACGGUGAGUGGCAGAUUUGUCACAAGCCCAGCAGAAAGAACAUCCACGAUGACUUGUAUGAGGACAUCACCUUCUACCUGAUCAUUGAGAGGAAGCCUCUGUUCUACAUCAUUAACAUCAUCGUGCCCUGCAUCCUCACCAGUGUGCUGGCCAUAUUUGUCUUCUAUCUGCCACCUGGUGCAGGUGAGAAGAUGACUCUGUCCAUCUCGGUCCUUAUCGCUCUCACUGUUUUCAUGCUGUUGUUGGCUGACAAAGUCCCGGAAACAUCACUUGGCAUUCCUAUCAUCGUUAAAUAUGUAAUGUUCACCAUGAUCCUGGUGACGUUCUCAGUCAUCCUUAGUGUGGUGGUCCUGAACCUCCACCACAGGACUCCCAGCACACACCACAUGCCCUCAUGGGUGCGAAAGGUUUUCAUCAACUUACUGCCCCGUUACUUGGGUGUGCUGAGGCCCCAAAUUGAGAAACCAGUGGAGGACGAGCCAAAAGAAAGCAUCCCGUUGGGUUGUCUAGACAAAGGUCUUAAACCUGGAGGUGAAUAUUUUAUCCGAAAGAUCAACCCAGAGCUGGUAUUGCCUUGGAGAGGAAGUCAUAACGAGAGCACUGUGAAGCUGCAGAGGUUUUCAAACAGUGACAACUAUUGUCUGAUUCUGCCUCCGAAUCUCAAAUCUGCAAUCGCCGCCAUCACGUACAUGGCUGAGCAAUUGAAGAAACAGGAUGUGGACGAUACUAUGACAGAUGACUGGCAGUACAUUGCUGUGGUUUUGGAUCGGCUCUUCCUUUGGCUCUUUGUCAUCAUUACUACCCUGGGCACACUGGCCAUGUUUCUGGAUGCCAGUUUCAACUACACUCCUGACCAACCUUUUCCAUGAGCACAUCCCUUAAAUGACAGGCACACCCUGAACACAAAACAUUGGAAAACAAUCAUAUUUAUUUGCCUUUCUUUCUUUCUCUUUCUUUCUUUUCUUCCAAGUUUCCAUUAUGAUGUAUUGUUGAUAUUUUUCCAUAACAAUAUAUUUGUUAUUUUCAAGUUCUUUCAAUUCAUCCACUAUGUAUAAUCAUACAUUUAAACUUUACUUAUCACUUAUUGCAUACUGUAUUAAGUCAUUACAUGUAAUAAAUCUUUAAGAAUAAUUAUUUUACUUCUUAGGUAAUAUAUUAAUAAAAUGUUAUUGCCAUAGUCUUGAUUACCUUUUUCUUAACUUUUUAAUUGAUCUAAUGUUCAUAAAACAGUGAGAGCAUGUAAAUUGUUGCCUUUAUUUAAUUGUUUUUUGUCAUUAAUUUAUCGUUUAUUUCUUAAUUUAUUUCUUAAUUAUGACAAAGAACUGCACAGAUGCAGAUAUUAUAACAAUCUAUCGAUAAACACACACCUUGUCCUUGCUAUAGCCCCCCUAAAAUGCGCUGCCCUAGAGAAUAUAUCAUAAAAAAUUAUAAUCACAUGCAUAUUCAGUGUAAUCUAAACAAUCAUACAGUAUUUCUCUCCUUGUGUGCAGCUCUUUUCUGUCUGCCAGCAGUGGUUUGUUAAAUCCUUCCUGGACCUGACUCGUCACCGAACUAUUAGGAUAUAAAGUCUGACAAGCAUGCUUUAACGCCAUGCUUUGCCAAUCUAGCUACAGUAAAGUUAAUGAACUGAUGUGCAGUCACUUCUAAACAAUGUUAGCUGAUGAUUUUUUCGACUGACACACCUCUUUUUUUAGCCAGUAAUUUGAAUAUUAACUUACAUUAUGUUGUACAUUAUGUUCCAAUAAUAUGAGAAUAUGAAAUAUUCUCAUAUUUGAAUAUACAGGCAGAGCCAAACUCAUGGCUCAUGUUUAGAUCAAGCUCCUAAAGCAACAUGAUAUUGUUCAUGAUUACCUUACAGAAGCUUUUAUUGGGUUAACAUUAAUUUAUUUGGACUCACACGACCAAUUUGAUGCUAGUUUUCUGAUAUUUUGUGUUGGAUGAAUUUCUGUUGGAUG
Molecule: messenger RNA, 2729 nt
Organism: Carassius auratus (goldfish)
Lineage: Eukaryota; Metazoa; Chordata; Actinopteri; Cypriniformes; Cyprinidae
Product: acetylcholine receptor subunit beta-like
Exons: 11
Coding region: 174-1643 (489 amino acids)
Biological process (GO): monoatomic ion transmembrane transport
Cellular component (GO): postsynaptic membrane
Molecular function (GO): transmembrane signaling receptor activity; acetylcholine-gated monoatomic cation-selective channel activity
Source: RefSeq, a predicted model, not a curated record